AUGACGCCCUCGGGCCACAUGGUCAUGUCCAUGCAAGACAUGGCGAUGAAUUUCUUCAACAGCUACGACACGCCUCUCUUCAGCCUGGACUGGGCCCCCUCUACCGGUGGCGGUUACGCCGGAACCUGCAUCUUCCUCAUCGUCCUCGCCAUCAUCUUCCGCUUCAUCCUCGCUCUCCGGACGAACAUGACUACGGUUGCGGCUGCGGCAGCGAGGAAACGCGAAACCGCCCUGCUCGUGAAGACGGAAGCGGAAACCUUGUCGGAUGGAGACCGCGCGGCGCAUGGAGGACAGCAUGUCGUUCCGAGGGCGAAGGCAAGGUGGACGCUCAACGAUGCGUUGAUCACCGCUUCCAUCGACACGGUACUGGCUGGUGUCGGUUACCUACUGAUGAUUGCGGUCAUGACGAUGAAUGUCGGAUACUUUAUGUCCGUCCUGGGAGGCACUUUCGCUGGCAGCCUGGUCGUGGGCCGCUACACUGGUGGCUCCGGUCACUGA
Molecule: messenger RNA, 498 nt
Organism: Dissoconium aciculare CBS 342.82
Lineage: Eukaryota; Fungi; Ascomycota; Dothideomycetes; Mycosphaerellales; Dissoconiaceae
Exons: 2
Coding region: 1-498 (165 amino acids)
Biological process (GO): intracellular copper ion homeostasis; copper ion transmembrane transport
Cellular component (GO): plasma membrane
Molecular function (GO): copper ion transmembrane transporter activity
Source: RefSeq, a predicted model, not a curated record